GUUGCCCCCUCCCGGUUGUUCCGUCUCCUCCGCAGACGCGCAGACUCUGAUGUCCGGACACUUGCUGAGGUUCUCUACAUGAUCAGGAACCAGAGGAGAAGUGAGGAGACGGAGGAUCACUGGGACGCACAUGGCUGGAUGACAUGAUGAAACUACCCUCUUCCCCUACCCCCUUCCCUUCUGUCUUUCCUGUUUUCCUUCUAUCCCUUCUUUUCCUUCUUUCAUCCCUUAUUUCUUCUGGCCUUUCCCACAUCCCCUUGAGCUGGACUUCCCCCCAUGACCCCUGCUACCACCUGGACGGUCGCCCUCGCCACUGCCUGUCGGAGUUCAUCAAUGCCGCCUAUGGAAUCCCGGUCAAUGUCAGCCACUCACUACAAGGGUCCGAUUACGAUGCCAAUGUCACCACCUUGACAGACCUCCACAACCCCCACAAUCUGACCUGCUGGAUGGCACACGGAGAUCCUGAAAGUGGCGAAUGGGCCCUUACGCUUCCUCUUGGCCGACGCUUUGAGGUUACCUACAUAAGUUUGCAGUUUUGCCAGCAGGGUGAGCCUUCAGAUCCAAUCUCCAUCUCCAUCUUAAAAUCAAUGGACUAUGGGCGAUCAUGGAGGCCGAUGCAGCAUUACUCGAGUGACUGCCUCAGGCACUUUGGGUUACCCUCCCAGACGGUGGCCCAGAGUCGGCACCAAGAGACGGAGCCCCUCUGCUCAGAUCCUCGACCGCUACAAAAGCAAAGAGGUGGCAUGGUUCUAGCCUUCUCCACCCUUGACGGACGCCCAUCUUCACCUGAUUUUGACCACAGCCAUACUCUCCAAGACUGGGUGACUGCCACAGACAUCCGCAUAGUCUUCCACCAAGUGUCCAAAGAUGCCAAGGUGGGAAACUUAGACAAAAAGGAGGAAGUACGAUGGCGUGACAGUGUCAAUGAUGACCAAGGGACAGGGCUUCUAAGGUGGAGAGCAGGCUACAAGGGAGCUGACAAGUCAAACACAGAAAAUACACUAGCAUUUUUUGACAGGGAGAUGAAAAACUUGGAGAUAAGGGAGAGAAACAAAGAGGAGAAACAUGGAAGAAAGGGUCAUUCGAAAGGCUCAAGUCAAGGCGAAGAUGGACACAAUGUGACCAGCAAAGAAGGAGGGGAUAGUUUAAGCACUGACAUCUUCGCCACUCCAAAGAAAGGCAGGAAAGGCCGAGGGCGGGGCCGCAAGAAAGAAAACAAUCAUUGGCAGCCUUGUCCCAGUGGAGGGUGUAAUUGGUCCGUUGAGGGUCGGGGCAGGACUAACACAGGACGGGAACUAAGAAAAAGAAGGAACAAUAAUCUUAAUACCAAACAAAGCUCAAGGGAUUUACAGACGGCCCCUCGCUUUGCUUUUUUGACUGCUGUCCGAGCUCCUCUGGCUCUCUCUGACCUGCAGGUCGGGGGUAGGUGCAAAUGUAAUGGACAUGCUUCCAGGUGUCGACGUGACGACACAGGCCGGGCAGUGUGCAUGUGCGAGCACCACACGGCGGGACCAGACUGUGAUGUGUGCGAGGAUUUUUAUUGUGACAGACCAUGGCAUCGAGCUACACCCACGCACCCAAACCCAUGUGUCGCCUGUGAGUGUAACGGCCAUUCGAACAAGUGUCGCUUCAGCAUGGAGGUGUUUCAGCAGUCAGGCCGUCGUAGUGGAGGUGUGUGCCAGAAGUGUCGCCACCACACAGCUGGACGCCACUGCCAGUACUGCCAGAACGGAUACACCCGCGACCACAGCAAGCCGUUGAACCACCGCAAGGCCUGCCAACCAUGUCAGUGCCAUCCUUUAGGAGCGGUGGGUCGCUGGUGUAACCAGACGUCAGGUCAGUGUCUGUGUCGGGAAGGGGUGACCGGCCUCAGGUGUAACCGCUGCGCUCCGGGAUACAAACAAGGAAAGUCCCCGCUGCGACCCUGCAUACGAAUUCAAGAGGUUGCUCCGACCCCCGUAUACCAACCUCAGUACAGCAUAGCGGAGGAGUGUGUUUCCUACUGCCAGCCCUCUCAGGUUAAAGUCAGGAUGAACUUGGAGACGUAUUGUCUGAAGGAUUUUGUGCUGAAGGUGCAAGUGAGAGGGAUGGAGCGUUCAGGUCCCUGGUGGCAGUUCUCCAUCUCCGUCCAAACAGUCUUCCGCACAGGGUCCACCUCUCGUGUUCGCAGGGGCACCCAGUCCCUCUGGGUCCCUGACCGUGACCUAAGCUGCGGCUGCCCUGCCCUCCAUGUGGGCCGGACCUUCCUCCUGAUCGGUGCAGAGGAGGGGGAGCGGGGUUGGGGACCUGAGGAGAGUCGACUGGUGGCAGACCGCUCCACCCUGGCCCUCCAGUGGCGGGAACACUGGAGCCCCAAACUGAGGGGUUUCCGGGGACAGGACAAAAGGGGCCGCUGUCCGCCCAAAUCCAACAACCAGCACCAUCACAGGGAGCACACAAAGCCCCAGACUGGGUACAUCCCCCCACACCUGCUGACUGAGACACACACAAAGUCUCACAGUGGGGAAAUACACUCUGUGGAAGUGGACGUCACUCACAGCUCACAACAUACACACUCUUACACAGACAGAGAGGUGAACACACUCACGACAACCUUGCCAGCACUGGUGUGCUCCACUCAAAGUCCAGGAUGAAGAACAGUAAAAACACAAAGAGACAAAAAGAGACUUUUAUCCUCCACUUUCCAGACAGUCCAAGUCACUCCAAGGAGAGGACAGCUUUCUUUUUUACAUGUUUGUCCUGAAUACAUCAGGAUAAACCAAAACUUUACAACAGAGAAACUCCUCAAAAUACAGACACAAACACACACAUCUAAAAAUGUGAAGAAAAACAGUUUUUUGUUUUUAGAUGUUAGAGCUAAAAAAUGACUUACGAUGAUAAUAUUCAAGAAUUCCACCAACAGAACUGGUGCAAUUUGUUAUGUUUCAGUAUUUUCUACUUAAAAGGCUUUUGACAAUAAAAGUCUGACUGGAAUGCCAUGCUGUAUUUUUUGUCCUAUAUAUAUUUAUAAUUUUUGUUAUAAAAAAUGUUUGGAUCACAUUUAUUUUGGAACACUUGGUAAAGACAUACAGGCAUAGCAUACACAAAGAAGUGGAAUUAAAAAAGUUUAAUUAGAUUAAAUAAGAUGCAGAAUGUGCAGAUUAACCAAAAUCAUAACUUAAAAAAUGUAACAUAAGCUUAUAAGGACUAUGAUGUUUUGAAUAAAAUAAAAACAAAAUGAUGAGCAUUGUUAUUUAUAUAUUUUUAUGAGUCUGUUUAGGUUUUGCUUGAGAUGAUCACCCUAUCGUAGCUUACUACAGUAUAUUGCUUACUAAGUAUUCGCUCACCUGCCUUGACUUGCAUAUGAACUUAAGUGACACCCCAUUCUUAAUCCAUAGAGUUUAAUAUGACGU
Cheilinus undulatus (humphead wrasse) is the source of this 3392-nucleotide messenger RNA. RefSeq names its product netrin 5 (gene ntn5). Gene Ontology annotation, molecular function: protein binding. Lineage: Eukaryota; Metazoa; Chordata; Actinopteri; Labriformes; Labridae. The transcript is spliced from 7 exons. The coding region runs from base 144 to 2633 and encodes 829 amino acids. The record is from RefSeq and is a predicted model, not a curated record.